AUGAAAUUUAAAUUUACUCUCCUUACAUCAUGGACACUAUUACCAACGUCCAUACCAAAUACUGAUUGUGAAGAUAAUGAAGCAAUAUUAUUUGCACAAUACUUAACUGAAUAUACAGAGAAUAAAUAUGGUUUAAAUGUAUUUUGGCCAAGACAACGUGGUGAAGCAUUUUUGCAUAAUUCAUUCAAUUCAUUUGAAGAGAGAUUUUUAACACAUUCUGAAUAUGCAUUACUCAUUGUAUCUGGUCAAAAUGCAUCAUGUUUAAAUUGUAUUUAUCCAAGAUUUCUUGUAUUUUUAACAGCUAAAAAAUCAUGGACUGAGAGAAUUUUAAUAAUUUUUUUAAAACAACCAACAUAUUUAGUAAAUUUCGAUUUAAGUUUAUUAAAACAUCCACCAAUUUUAUUCAAUGAUGAUUCAACUAAUCAGUGGAUUCAUGAUCAAGAAUCAUGGAUGAAAGUAGCAGAACUAAUAAAAAAUAGAUAUAUUCCGUCAGUUAAUGAUAAUUUAUCAAGAUAUCUAUUUACGCCCAGAGAAUAUUACAUUAGUCGAUGGAUGUCUGUCACGGAUCUACGUGGACAACCAUUAGCUGUAAGAAUAACUAGUACUGGUCAAAGUGACUCGACUCCAACGAGCUGGUCUGAUCUCAGUGGUAUUGAACCAAUCAACGGAAUAAAAUGUGUUUUAGACCCGAUAUAUCCUAUUGGACAACGUCUAAGCCAAUCAGCAUCUGUGUUUGAACAUUCACCCAUACAAACUCGUGACAUUACGCCUAAUCUACAUUUGCAUGUAAACAAUUUUAAUCGUAUUAGAAGAGUUAGUUCAAGAUGUUUUACACGAAAGCAUCAAUACAAUACAGUAUUUGGAUUAGAUCCUUGUUGGUCAACUUUAUCUGGAAGUCAAUUAAACGUUAUUAACAAUAAUAGUGGAGUUAAAUGUCAAAUUGAAGAAACAUCACAUUAUGAAAAUUUAUUGGAAAAACGUAGUAAACAUAACAUUGAAAUCGACCUUAUUUGUAAAGAAAGUCAAAUGUGUAUUCCGCAAAAACAAUCGAAAAUUAAAUCGUGUGAAUUUCUAAAUGAAUCUAUAUUGUCUUGUAAAUUAUCGAACCGUAUUAAUAAAUCAACCGGUGUUAUCAAUGAUGGCUCAGAGUACAGUAAUGUCAUUACAUCAAAUCAUACAAUAAAACAUCAUCAAAGAAAGGUUAAAUUGUCACCUAAAAAACAUUUCCUAUUCAAAGAACUAGAUCAUAUCUGUAUACCAUCAAAAAAGUUUAUAAAACUAUUUAAAUUCAAACGUAAAAAAGAUGCUCAUUCUAUUAGUGAGAAAUUUGGAACACAAUCACAAUUAGAACUAGCUAAAUCUGUAAAAACCUUAUAUGAUGUUGGACAAAGUUUACUUGAAAAUUCAGGAGAUAGUGUAAGUAAUCUGAACAUACUUGAAAUUCAACAACAACCAUCAUGUUCAUACAGUACUACUGAUAAAUUUAAUCUAAGUUGUUUAAGUAUCCACGUAGAUGUGGAGGAACAACCUAUCAAAGAUACAAACAAUGAUGAUAUUUUUCACCAGUCACAAUGUUUACAAGUCACACCGACUCAAUCAGCGGACUUCUCUGACUCUGGAUUAUGGAGUAUGAGUCAAAUGGCUACUGAAGAUUGUACUAAUUCACUACAACAACAUCUCAUAUCAUGUUCAGAGAGUCCAGUAUUCCAUUAUUACACCAAUAGUGACAAUAAUGAUUAUAAUAAUAGUGAUCAAACAAAUGAGAUACGAUUACAGAAAUCAAUCACAAGUCCAACAAAUGAAUCAAAGUUUGCAGAGAUAAGACUAUCACCAUGGUCAUCGUUAGAAAUAGGAGAUGGUCAACGGAGUAAAGAAUUCAAAUUAGAAAAAUCAAAUCAACCUACUGAUGCUACUACUACUAUUACUACUACUAAUAAUAAUAAUAAGACCAAUACUACAACUAAUAUAUCAAAUGAACAUGGAUUAACUUGUAUUCCUUUGAACCAAAAAGCCGGUGUGCAAAAUGAUACAUUUUUAUUAUUAAACUGUAAUUCUGAACAAUUCGUUAAAGAUCAACUAUCAAGUCCUUCAGUUAGUAAUAUAAACGAACUUAGAACAAGUGAAGCUUUAAAAUUAUGUAAUAAUGAUAAUAAUAAAAAUGUAACUCACAACUUUAAUGGUCCUGUGAAAAGCCAAAUGUCUUGUACACUGAAUUUGAAGCCUUUUUGUUCAAAUUCAACCUCUUUCGAAGAGAGUAAAAAUGAUAAUGAAUCAUUACACUCUCGUAUUUCGAAAUCAAAACAAAAUUCUCCUCAAGAAAAUUAUGUUUCGUCAAUUUAUCUUUCGAAAACACAUAAUAAUAAUAGUGACAACGCAUCCUCUAAAGAUUUUACACAGCUUUCGACUUUUCAACAAAAUUCAGUAAUUUCGCGAAUUGUGCAAAAUAAUAGUAUGUUGUCAGAGUAUAGUUUACCUUAUAGAAUAUCUACAACAUAUGAUGUAAUUCAGAUAUUCCCUACUACAAAAAUAUAUGAUAUAAAUAAUAAAUCUGAAAAUAAUUUGUCCACUGUGAAAGUUACUGAUUAUAAACGAUCUAUCGGCACUCAUUUAAUAAACAAUAAUGGUAGUUUGAAUGUGGAUCCCCUUCAAAUAAAUCAAGAUAUCAAAGGGAUUAUGAUAUACCCUACAUUAGAACAACAAAAUCCCUACUCUAAUGAAUCAACUCCGUUGAAUACAGAUCAAAUGAUGAUGAUCAAUUCACAAAUAGAAAUUAACGUUAACUCUUCCAAGGACUUAUCAUUAAUUAGUGUAGAAUGUGAGAAUAAUUCGACAUUUGAUUCAGAUAUUAGACAAAAUAUGAAUCCCUGCGUUAUAAACAACAUACAAACUUUAAAAAAGUCGUUGAUGGAGUCAGAAUGUACAACUCACUUGCCAAUAUCAUUGAGUACUGAUACAUCUGAAAAUAACCAUUAUUUAAAUAAAAGUUUCAUUCAGUCACUGGACAAUAAUGCAGAAAACCCUGAAUACCUUAACGUUGUUACUGGCCAUCAAACUAACCAAUUACAAGUUACAAACAAAUGUUUGCCAAAGCAGCCCAAUGAACAAUUGACAACGACGCGAAUUAUUGAGGAUAUCACAGAAUUAUCGUCCGCCCACGUUUCUACAUUAUUCAACCAACAAAAGAGGGAUCCAUUAAUUAUUCCUGAUCAUGCACAUGAUGUACACAUAGAUGAACGAUUAAGUGUCGGUUCACUUAACGGGUCCAUCAGUGACCAAUUAGCGAAUGAUCACUCAGUGCCGUCAACCCAGGUGAAACAAAUCUUUUCAUCUAUUACGGAAACAUCACAUGAAGAUAUGAAACCAUUAUAUUCGAAAUCAGAUUUGAAUAAUACCCGGACCUUGAAUGACAAUUAUUUGUUGGAUAAUUCAUGUCAAAAUUGGAUGAUGGCGUUAUCAAAUGAGCUUACCAAUAGGAUAGAUGAUUCAUCGGAAACGAAAUAUGAUUUUGGUCAACUAACCAAAGGAAUGUCAAAUGACAGCAAAAAACUGUCCACUGAUCUUGAAAUCAACAAAUUACCAACCGAGAAGAAGGUUUCUUCAGACGAAAUAAGUCAGUCGUUGACAAUUUUACAACCCCAUAAUGAAAACGUAGAAGUUUCAUGCAAUAAGCUUCAUACACCUACUAAAUGUCACAACAGAAAGUUUUCCUUGAACGAGGAGGAUAUUUCCAUUGAUGUCAGCUCGACCAAAGGUGACCAUUUACAAGAUCCACAUAAUGAACUGACUAAUAGUGAGCAACCCUUUGUGACUAGUACCGCUGAAUCGAUAUCUUCAAAUGUUAAUACAUAUUAUACGGGUGGAACGAAUUUCUACGUUACUGAACCGUUAUAUGAGAAUACCACAAUCGAUUUGACAAACCUAACUCAGUCAGUAAGAAAAUUAUCUAUUAGCCCUGAUAGUCUCAAUAAUAAUGUACUGGAUAUCGACGCUCAGUUCAAUAAAGUCAUUAAAACAGAGAAUGGUCUUAUUGACUCUCGAGUUAAGGAUGUUUUGCAAAAGUGUUCGUUAGAGGACAUGAACACUUUGCCAACUAUAAUUAACACAGUAAGUUCUUCAUCCAUACAAGUUCCAUUAUUAAUCAAAAAUAAGCCUGUAAAUUGUUUAAUUAACAAUAUCAUAUUAAAUGAAGACAGUUUAACUGCAGAAAUGAAAUUAUUAACCACACUAAAUAAAUUGCUGAGUGAUUACACGAUUACCGACUAUCCACUCGAAGAGAAGAAUACAUCGAGUCUGUUGUCAUCUUCAAAUACAAAUAACUAUUCUAGACUGAAGAUGGAUCAUGAAACUAAGAAUCAUUUCAAAAAACCAUUUUUUGACGUGCCUUUAGAAAAACAGUUUCACCAUGGAGAUCUUGAGAACAUCACUGCACCCAGCAACAAAAGACAUAAUGACAGCUUACAAACUACUAGUAAUGAUUUUGUUCCACCGAAAAAUUCAGGUGAAUUCCACGAGUUAGAACAAACUAUUGAAGACACUCCAGAUUAUAAUGAUAACGAAUAUUAUCCAAAUACAUUGACCUCGUCUGAUAAUCCCAUGACAAUAGAACCUAUUACAACUACAGGUACUACCGUUGCUCAAUCUCCAAACCAAUCUACUACAAAUUCAAGUUCAUUAUCAAAUGUAAAUGAUAAUCUUGGAAAUGAUACUUUCACAGAACACUCUUCAUUAUUUCCCAUUGAUUCAGUAAAACAGUUUAACGUUUUGAAAGUAUCAAUACCAGAUAAUACAGACGGUUCAAUAUUCAAAAAAUCUGUCAGUAUGAUUCAUAAGGAAACUAGAGAUAAUGCUGGACGGUUGAUUAGUCUGCUCGAAAAGGAUACAAAAUCUGCUAAUCAGUUAGAUUUAACAUCCAAGGAUGUAUUUAUCGAAAAUAAACAUACAUGUACAGUCCCAUUGAUUGCAUCUCAUCAUGAAGAGGACUGUCAUCAACCACGUAGCAUCGACUUGUCUGAGAAAACUGUUAACUUACUAGGAUUUGAUGACUCUUUCUUAACUGGAUUACCACAAGCAACUGACGAAGAUUUACUUUGGACCAAAAUUAACCAUUUGCAGUAUCCACAUGACCAGAGAACUAAUAGUGAGAAGUCGUUUAUGAAUACUGCCGCUGCAUCAUUAUCUUCAAAUGUAAACAAAUAUUGUUCGGACGGAACGAGUCUCAGUGUUAUCGAGCCUCUAAGUGAAAAUUGCUUAAUCGAUGUAAAGAAAUUAAUUCAACCUAUUCAUAAUAAUAAUACAUUCAAUACUGACACUCGAUCCGAGUUUACUAGUCAGUUAGAUGUGACAUAUAAAGAUGAAUUUAUUGAGGAUAAUCAUGCAUGUACAAUUUUAUUGAUCACAGCCUAUAAAGAAGAGGACUAUGGUCCGAUGUAUGGCAUCAAUUCGCCUUCAAAAGCGGUUGAUUCACUAGGAAUUGAAAACUCUUCAUUAUCUAGAUUACUUGAAAGAAAUGCUGACAACGAUAACGAUUAUAUGGCUAGUGAUGCUACUACUACUACUACUCCAAGUGUUGCUCCUAAUGAUGACACUGUACCACAUGAUUUAAUUAUAUCUCCUACAUUUACCGAUAAAACAAAUAUAUUAUUAUCUAGUGAUAUUUCAGAUAAUAUUGAACUUAAGUUUGACAACAGUUUAUCUUCACUACCACCUAGUCGAGAUAGUGAACAUUCAGUGAAUAAUUCACUAAAUAAUUCCUUGGAGUUAGAUUUCAGGUCAACAAUAAAUAAACUGUAUUCUUUAAUGCAAUAUGAAUAUGAGUUUACCGAUAACAAUAAUAAUUAUUGGAUUGAUCCUGGUAGUUUAAACGAAGAUGUUGAAACUAUAGCACAGCCAAUGAGAUCGAUUGCAACUGAAAACUCUUUAGAACAGCCAGAAUGUACAUUUAGUAUUUAUAAUACACCAUCACAACAGUUAUCAGUAGUACCAACAGCAGCAGCAGCAACAACAACAACAACAACAACAACAUUAACAGCAAUACAAAAUCCGGUUCAUCCAAUCAAUGAGAUUUAUAUUGAUGAAGACUAUAUUGCUCAUUUGUCAUUAGAUGAUAAAAAUACGAAAGGUAUUCUGGAACCUAAGAUUGAUAAAAAUAAUGAAGAACACAAAUCAAAUCAACGUUUUAAAUUCACUUCAGGAGCUUACAAUCUUUUUACUUCAGUUUUCAAUUUGGGUGCUUCUUUGAUUACGACUGGCCAAAUGAAUGAAUUAUGUCUAUCCUUUGAAUGGAUGCUUAUGGAAAGUUUUGUAAUAUACAUAACAGACAGUGGUCCAACGAUACUUGAUUUUCAAUAUUAUUAUGAUAUUUUCUAGCAAUCAAAAAACUUAUGUUAGAUGCAUGUUGUAAAUUCAUUCUGAGAUACUGGAAUGGAUGUAAAUACUUUCAAUUCAGGAAUUGAAAAGAUAUCUCUGUGUAACUUGUUUUUUUGCAACUGUGGAAAAUAUUACUACUUAAUUACGUGUGUUCACAGUUUUCAUAAGAUGAAUGAUAACUGGCAUUAGGCUUUAGGAUAACACAUGAAUAGGUAGAAAUUUACCAUAAACUGCUUUCAAUUAGCUCCGUAGUGUAAUAAAUAAUUACCAACCAACACAAGAUAUUCCGAAUACCACAGUCAAAAGCCCCAUCUAAAGGUCACCAGGAAGCUUUACCAAUUUUGAUACAGAAUGAAAACAUUGUAAUCCUCCGACCUGACAGAGGCUGUGGUAUAGUGAUGUGUGCGAAUCAAGUAAAUGUGAUCCUAAAUAUUUCUAUAAGAUUGAUUAUUGACCAUUCGGAGGAAGAUAUGACUGAGGCAGCAGAACAACGUGUUACAAAGAAAUUAAAAAAGCUUCUAAAAAGGAAACUGAGUGAUAAUAUCAUAUGUAAUCAGUUGAAACCUGGAGGAUCCGGGUUACCUGAUUUGUAUGGAAUACUAAAAAAUGAAUCUGAUGUUCCUGUCAGACCAUUAUUAUCAAUGAUUAAUUCUCCAUUUCACACUUUUGCUCGUUGUUUGGUCAGUAAAUUAGAACCAAUCUGUUCAAAGCUAUCUGUUCACAGAUCAAAAGACACCUUUCAAUUCACUCAACUUCUAGAAAAAAGUGGACCUUUCUGAUAAAUUCAUGAUUUCUUUUGGUGCAUCAUAAUUAUUUGCCAUUAACCCAUUGGAAUAAACUAUGCAAAUAAUAUAUCAACACGCUGACCUACUCGUUCUACAAGAGGAUGAAUUUGAAUAGCUUCUGCCAAUGUGUAUCAAUGAUAUUCGAUUUCCGUUUAAUAACCUCUUAUAUCGUCAGAUUGAUGAAUCGGCUAUCGGUAGCCUACUUGGUCUGAUCCUGGCAGAUUUCUUUAUGAGAAACCCAGAACAGAUAGUAGCGAAAUCAGUAAUCAAUGAUACAUCGUUGUACGUUAAGUAUGUUGAUGACACAUUUUGUGGACUGUAAUGAUUAUCAGCAUGCUUCUCAUAUACUGAAAAUCUUCAGUGUGGCAAACGCAAAUAUUAGGUUUACAGUGGAACAUGAACGUGAUAAUGUGCUUCAUUUUUUAGACCUUGGUAUGAAGCGUAAUACAAAUAGUCGAUUGGAGAGAAAUAUUUAUCGAAAGGACACAUGGAGUGGACUAUGCUCAAACUUCGAUAGCUUCUAAAUUCACUUGGUGUUAUUUACUUGUAUCUUCCUAUUGUUAUUUGGGACUGCAAUUGAUUAGUCUCUUGUUGGCAUAUGUGUAUCCUGCGCGGAUUGCCUCAAUAUAGCCUUAAAUCACGAAAUUUUUAAGCAAUGAUGGAUAGUGGUUAGCAGUGCAACUCAGUUUGAUGCGCGUUUCGUCCUAUUUGGGACUCGUCAGUUGGAUGUACCUGCAUCCCAGAGUUGAUGUUCAUUCCAGGACUCGGGACUCCAACCCAAUACCAUUUGCUUCAGGUGCCAUCGCGUUAUCCACUUAGAUGUCAUUUAGACAAUGACUUUAACUAACUAAUAAAACGUCUUGGUUUAUCUAUAUCUAAUUGUGUUCUAUCAAUUUAUAAAUAUUCUCUUAUGCUAAUUAACAUAAAGCAUUAAAAUAGAUAAUUAUCACAUUAAAAAAUCACUGUGCAUAAAAAGAAAAUAAUCAUUAAAAUUUCAUAUCUAGGGAAAUAAUCAUUGAUUAGUUCAAUAUGUGAAUAAAAUAAGUACAUAAAUAGUUAAAUUUUAAACGAAAGAUAAAAGAAUGUUGUUUUUGUUCGUUUGUUUUAAAUCAUAUAGACAAGCUAAUAAAGUGCAUCUGAACAACGUAGUCAAAUGGAUAACAAACCAAUCAAUGAUUGACUGCAUUCUCAUUUUCUCUUGAUUGGGACAGUGUAGUUGAAGUUUGAAUUUCAAUGCAGAUUUCAGUUGAAAUUUAAACUAUCUAUCCUUAUACAUAGGAUUAUUGAUGAUUAAUAAGUGAUGGGUAGCUUUUGCAUUCAAGCAGUCCAUCUCCUUGACUCUAUGCAGAAUCAUAAUGAAACUAAACUCUAUAAGACAUGUAGCAAAUUGAGGAUAGUAUAUUUCAAAGAGUACUUGAGAUUGAGAAGAAUUUCUCAAAAAGUUUCUUUUGAGAAGCUAUGACUCAUGCAGUUAACCAAACCCUGAGUUUACCUUAUAUGGAUGUAUGGGUUUACGUUACAAAAAAGUCCAAGAGUAGGGUGAAACAUCUCUUUAUUGAGUGGUCUUCCAAGAUUCUCAAUCAAUCUUGAUGAUAAAUACCAUUGAAUUCAUCAAAUUUACACAAACUACCUAAUAAGAUAAACUUUAUAAUCAGUCUUUCAUAAAGUAUGUACUGUCUUUUGUUUUGAUAGGUGAUCAUUUAGCAGUUUGAUUACUGGUAUUUUUUUCAUGAAUAACGUUUCAAAAUAAUUCAAUGAGUAACAAACAUUUAAAAUAAAGAACGUCACGAAUAAUGAUUGCUCAGACAUUCAAUAUUUCAGCCCGCUUGGUAACUUAUUAAUUAUUAAGUACGUGAGAUAUCUCUCGGUCAGCCGAAGGAUAGGUAUUCUGAGCAGCAGUUUGUUCUAUUCUACAUUAUGUCAGUUAAGCUUGACCUUUUAAAAAAAGGAUGUUCAUAGGUUACUAGUACUCGAUCACAGGUGUCUUCGAAGCUUUGUUUGAGUACACUAGGACCAGUGAGUGAGAAAUGUUGGAGUCAGGUAUAAGAUGCCAAGCAAAAAUGACAAGUCGGUUGAUGAGGUAGUGAUUUCUCAUCGGCUAGGUUGGUUGAGACAUGUAUCAAGCACGUCCAACCACUAGCUACUUCAACGUGUGAUGUUCGAUGCUACAGGAGCAGGUUAGAAAAAAGCAAGGGGUGGGUAAAUCAAAACGUGGCAUUAGUCUAUGCAGUCAUUGACUACUAGUUUUAAUCGUGUUGGUAGGUUACAUUAUAUGUCUUGUGAAAAAAAUUUGUUGUUGGGCUUUGUUUCCUCCUAUGGUGUUAAAUAGUUGAUGAUGGAAUCAAGACAUCUAAUAUCCUGAAGUAUUAGAAAUUAACAGUGAAGUAAUUUUAGGUAAAUGACUAAAAAUCAACCACGUUACAGCGGUUACACUUGUUCGUUAUGUUUAUUAUUUCUCAACGCUUUAUUUAAUUUGCUCCUCCUCUCGUCUAUCGAUGAGUUCAUUUCCAAUGGUAUCAAUACACGAACAUCAAUUAGCAGUAAAAUGACACUUCCUGUUAUUAAUUAUAUUAAUUAAUCUUAUGAAUACAAAUUCGAUCGCUGAAAUUCCAAAAUUCUGGAUCUCGAAGGUUCGGAAAGUUCCAGUAAAUUUCUGGAAACUUGGUAUUUAGGCGAAUUUCUAGUUAAUAGACACGUCAAUAUGAAUGCUAUUUAAUGAUAAACGUGCAAAUUAUCAACCAAUGAAUUGACCAGAGGUCAGCUGAACAAAGCAGUCAACAAGAAUCUUAAAACAAACGAAGUGAGUAAGACAUUCGACGAUAGCCAUUUACAGAAAAGAUCAUUACAAAAGGUUGAUUCCGAACUUGUGGAAUAAUUAAAUUCCUUAUUUCUAUAUGAAGUGCUAAUGACGGUAUCCUGAACUCCAGUGAAGUCAUUGUAAAUAAGUUUCAGAGCCCAGAGAACUCAUUGCAAUAGAAAGCAUCUACCUGAGCUGAAAAUCCGCAUAAUUUAUAGUACUCUCUCCAUACAUUGUUGUGAAGUGUAUGACACUUUGAGUAGAUGCAGGUUUGCAAAAGAUUUUAUGUUGUGACAACUACUUAUCAUUUAAAUGACAAGACUAUGGAAUUUUAUUAGGUUAUAAGGUUAAGUUUUAUUCAUUCACUAACUGCUUACUUUAGUCUAUAAUGCUGAUACGUAUAACAAUAAAGUCAAACAGAUCAUGAUAUUUAGGUGAGUCAGUAAAUGCAUAAAUCUUGGUAUAGAACUUUAGAACAUGUAUACGCUUCAUGAUUAUGGAUUUAUAGAUUAAUACAUAUCUGAAGUAUCUCUAAAAACCAAUCCAACUAAAGUAUAUCUACUUUUAUUAGUCCAAUAAUACUUAUUUCAUAGUCGUAAUUCGUGUUCAAAUUUAUAAUGUAAAUAUAUUUGAGUUCGAUUUGAAUCAUUUCUUCAACCAUUUAAUCACAUAUUUGGGCAAAUAUUUUUAUUAACGGUUUGUAUCAACUUGGAUAUUACACCAGGCAAACAGUACACAUAAAAUUUUAUGUUUUUAAUCAGUAUACUGAUUUAUAUUAUUUGUUGAUGAUACAAACAGUUGCUGAUAUAAUCGUGAGAGCUAACAACUGUCACUUUGUUAGUGAAAUAAUGAGUGCAACUGUGUACAGUAUUUUACUAGUGUGCUGUAAUCAAGAAUCAUUUUCUAAGUUAUUAUCUAUUAUACUGAUUGUAGAUUUAUAUCUGUUAUUUGAGAUUUAAAUUUCAACUUUUUAAUAUCCACACAUGAAUAUUCUCGUUCACAAUAGAGCAAAUUUUCUCUUAUCAAUGAAGGAUAGAAUUAAGUCAAUGUUGCAUAUUUGAAGUGUUCGCUUAGACUGUUUUCAGCUUGUAGAUUCAUUAGUUCCAUUCGAAGAACCAUGAAUAGCUACUAUGAUGGCAAGAGCAAAAUUAAACCAUAGUUGAAAUGUGUUUUAAUCUCCAAAAAAUCUUUAAAAAUUCAUUCAUAAGCGCUAGAACCCAUUAACUACAAUUGCCUUGAAAGACAUCAUGAAAAAAUGUUUGCGUUUUUGUUGUCGAAAAAUGCAACAUUGCUGAUUUUCUAAAGUUAUUACAGGAUACAGCGAACUGAAUUUGAUUUCAAACACCAUUUUCUAAAUUUUAAAUAACAAAUCCAUGGAUAAAUUUUCAACAAUUUCAUUUUUAUAAUCAGAGGGGUUUUGUGGAUAUUAUAGUAAUUUAGUAGUUGAAUUUAUGAAUCAAUGGAAGCCAGACCACCAUGGAAAACCUGGAAGCACUGGACGAUCGUUGGAUACCGGUUCAGUGGUCUAGAGGUUAAGCGCUCAUGCGCGAGACUGAUAGGUCCUGGGUUCGAAUCUGGCGGGGCGGGAUUGUGGAUGCGCACUGCUGAGGAGUCCAACAACGGAACGAAACGGCCGUCCAGUGCUUCCAGAUUUCCCAUGAUGAUCUAUCUUUAAUUGACCCAUGAAUUCAACUACUAAAUUUCAUCUCUCAUAGUUCUAGAUAAUCUUAUUGUUCGUAUGUGAUCCACUAAUUGUUGUUCGUCCAACUCUAACAUAACUGAUGGACAUUUUCUUAUAACAUAAAGAGGUUGAAUAAAAUAAGCAAAAUUAAAAUGAAUCAGGGAGAAAACAGAUUUGAGUAAUUAAUGUGUGUGACUCUUAAAGAAAUUGAGAUUUGAAGAAUGAUUAAAUCAUAUGAUUAAGUAAUCUAAUUUUUUUUAAAUUGUUACAAGUGACUACGAUUGGAUGAGUCAAUCACAGUUUAUGCAAAAUUUCCGUUGUUAAAACAAAGGCUUCGAGGUUGGAAUUUAACACCAUAAAAAUAUUUUUUGGAUCUGAGAUUCUGACUGAUUGAUUUGUAAAGUUUGAUUAGAUAAUUAUUUAAAAUUAUCAUCUCAAGGUCAUUUUAUUCGACUUAUCAUUAGAGGGGUCAGCAUUUGUGGAAUGUUUAAAUGAUAUAGCUCGAACAGUCUGAGAUUCUUUAGGAAGUUGUAACUUUGAGAUUAGGGAAAUAAUAUACCUUAUUUAAUUUAUAUCCAUGUUAUCUAGUGCAACGACUAAAGACCCGUUGAUUCGAGUAUUACUGGAAGUAUCAAUUACUUCCAAUUUUCAAACGGUCCAUGCUGAUAUGUGCUGAUUAGCAAAAGAAGUUUGAAAAACAGAUCGUUUCUGAGGAAUGGAAGUGAAAAGUUUAUCAUUAGUGAAAUAGAAAAUCUAAUUAAUACCCGUUCGAGUACAAAUCAGUUUUGCCAUUCGAAAAAACAAACCACAUUGUUUUUUUAAAUUUUUCAAUACUUUCUGCAUGAUGAACUGAGACCUACCACAAAAUCAUUGAAAACUAAGAACUACUUAAACGGUUGUUUGAUAUUUGUUAAACGUAGACAUCUGUGACUCUGGGAAAUGUCAAAUUCAGAUUACAUCUUGUGGCUGGUGUUGAACCGAAAUAUAUAACAGCUCUUAUAUUUACAACUACAGUCAAAUUAUUAUUGAAAAGGGUCCGAAUUAUCCCAUUGUUAAUAUUCAGGAAUGAAUUUGAGUCAAUAUUUUUGGCAUAUGUUAAUUUUAUGAUGUUCGCUCCGAUUUAACCAUCUGGUCACAACUUUUCUUAAAAGCAGAUAGGUUGUGGCUGUCGGUAAGAUCUAGGACGCGCGUCUUGUCGUAUUUGAGUUUCGUCAGCUGGAUUUACCGACAUCCCAGUGUUGAUGUUCAUAUUGAGACCAAAACACGAUAAUUAAAACAUAGUAUUUCACGUUCAUAUUAGCUUUGUGUGGAAAUUCUUAUCAAGACAAUAACUAACUUCAAAUCAAACUUCUCUUUACAAGCUAUUCGAAUGAAUCAGCAGUAUAACGAAUGUAUGAUCAUACUGUCCAUGUCGGCGCCCUGAUACCUAAAACACUGAACUUUCCACCACAUUAUUGUGGGGGGUGAACUCUGUUUCAUCUUAGCCUUAAUUUAACUAGCUGAAUGGUAGUAGUUGUUUUGUAACCUUUACCGAAAUUGUUGCGGAUUAAAGUACAGUACAUAAGAUUUGAAUUUGAUGAGUUGCAUUGAUAUUCCGUCAAUACGGUAAACAAUUAUUUCCUCUUCCCUUUUUAAUAUUAGAAUGGUUACAGUUUUUUUCAUGGAUUCAUUAACUAGAUGAAUAACGUUUUUAUGGGAAAAUUACUCAUUUUUUUUAUUGAGAUCAUGAACCAAUUGCUGUUAGACGACCAUUGAAAACCUGGAAGCACUGGACGGCCGUUUUGUCCUAGUAUGGGACUCCUUAGCAGUGCGCAUCCACGAACCAGGCUCACGAGAUACAAACUCAGUUCCUAUCACGAGCGCUUAACCUCUAGACCACUGAGCCGGCGUCCAACGGUAUUAUUGUUUGACCUCAACCAAUCCACGAAAUUGUAUGACCAUCUUCCAUUGCACUGAAGUAGAUACCUGUCUCUACCCGACACGGAUUAGCUCCACUAGUCACGGCUUAUCACCAGAACUCCGAGAAUUCCCUCAUCAACCUAGUCACUAGUGAGCAUAUGGUACUUAUCAAUCAAUCAAAAACUUGAUAAUCUCCACAACCCUAUUUGGAAAAUUAUUCAUAUUUAAAAUAAUAGUAAUUUCAAAUCACUGUUAUUUAUUCAUUGAAAUUGAUAAUUGUUUUAGUAAAUUGCAAGAAAUCAAUAUUACUGUGAUCAGUAUUUAAUUUAGUUUUGAUCAAUAUGUUCUUGUAAUUUCGUUAUUGUUCAUUGAUUAGUUGAUCAAAAAAUAUCAUAUGGUAGUUAAACAUUUUUGAAUAUUUAACCAAUGAACUCGAAAUGACUUUCACUUUAGUUUGGUCAGCCGGAUCAUGGUAUUACAAAAUGUGAUUUAAAGCCUUCCACAUGUAUUGUACUUGAUCAUUUUGUUUUGCUAAAAGAAAUUAAAAUAAUUCAAGUCAUAUUUUGCAGAGAAACACCGAUUAUUAUCAGUAUAUGGGUUUGUGAGGAUUGUUGAAAUUCUAUAGAGAUCACAAAACUAUUGAAGUUAAAUAUCAGGAAGCAUUGGAGAAAUGUUUCGUUAUAUUAUGAUACUCUUCAAUAGUAUGCGUCCAUGACUUCAUCAGAUAUCGGAUGUUGAACUUACAGACCACUGACCUGGAAUCCAAUUCUGUUAGACAUGUACACUUAGGUCAUUUUAUAUUACCAAAAACACUGAUAAACUGUACUAUUACACUGAAAUAAGAUAUGCAAAACAUUAUUAGGGUUUUAUGUUAAAAUAGCGUGGAAAUCUUAAAAGCAUUAAUAUAUAAUGAAUAGAUGGGGAUGUCUUUUGAGUUACCGUAAAAGUUUGGGAAUUAUCACUUUAUUACUUACUAAGAUAAUACUACAAAUGUGUAGGGUCCACUGAUUAGAUUGCGCUCUGAAAUCAAUAAAUCGGUUAUCUAGUAUUUAGGUCAAUUUGGACUAUCCAAAUAAAUUAGAUUAUGAUAUGAAUGUUCAAUAAAAACUAAUUACUUAUUACAGUGAAAUACAUAUUUAUAAAAAGUUUGCAUUGGCAUUUCCGUUUCACACAGGCCACUUCCUAUAAUCUUGAUUGAGCGUUUAGUAACAAGAAACACAUUUAAACCAAAGUUAAACAAUCAAACCCUGGAUACCGAUGAAAGAUGUUAAAAAAAACGAUGUAAUUCACAAAUUAUUUGUAGUUAGUUUUAUUGGUUGAUUACUAAAUAAUGACGAGUGUUGUGCCUCUCUAUCUCUCAGUGCUAAUGGAAAUUUGUUUAAAACGUUAUAAUAUGGCCUUUAAAACUGAGUCAGUGUACAAACGAACAUUUUACAUGCUUUUAUAGUUCGAUUUUCUCAUGAAAUCUUUGACUAUUCUUUUACUGGAAAGGAGUGUCAAUCUUGAUGGUUGGUGGGCUCUAUCUUCCAAAGCCUAAGCCUUCGUAUACGAGAUCGAAAGUAAUGGGUUCUACUACUGACUAAAGAAUUGCGAAUGCCUACUGUUAAAGAGUCUUAUACUAGUUCGAAAUGAUAUUUCAGUGAUUCCAGGUUUUCAAUGGUGGUCUAACUAAGAUCAAUUCAUUUAGUAAAUGUUGAAAACCAACCAUAUGUGUAGAACGUAAUUUAAACAUUAUUCAAUUUUAAAGCAAAUGUUUACCAGUUUCCAGUGAUUGUCUAUAAUGGGUCCAUAAUGUAAUACUGUGAAAGCAAACAAUCUUCAAAGCUCUUUGUUCUAAUAAAUCGGUUUUAAUCAGAAGAAGCAAAUAUUUUAAUCAUAAUAGUGAAGCAAGUUUUCUAUCCAAUAUAUGAAAACCGUGGAUCAUUUCAGUCACUUAGAUCAUCCACAGCAUUUUGAAUGUUUAGUGUAUGUUUGUGGAGAACAGAUGCAUUAUUGAUAGCAGUUGAAUCCAAAGCGUGUGUUUCUUCCUAUUAGGGACUGACUUAUUAUUUAGUUAACACCUGUAUAGAACUUCAGUAAUGUUAUCUAAAAACUAGUUGCCAAUUAGAACAUAGCUAUUAUUACUGCUACAGUUGUAUCUUUAACCCCGACUAACUAUCAUGUGAUUUAUUCGCCAAUCGAAAUACGACUCAUAGAGUGUUAGCAGUGGAUCAAACCAAUAAUGAGAGCGUCUAUGUACAAACAAUCCCACAUAUAGGAUGAAAUAAUUCAGAACUGAUAAACACAACCACAAACCAGUAAUCACAAUAUAUAAAAUAAUGAUCUGUAAUUGCUUUGAAUAUACGAACGAUUAUUUAGUGGUGGUAGUAAAAUAGAGAAAAUGGGCAGUUAAUACACCAAUGCAGUAUACGAUACUGGAAGCAACUUCACAUAGUCUGAUUAUUUGCAGUUCCGAAUACUAACAGCAGGAAAUUAAUAAACCCUAUUAAAGCUUUCACAACCGUUCAAUAAGUUAUUGUCUACCUUAACCCAGUAGCUCAGUGGAUAAGGUGUUGGCUGUUUAAAAUGAAAUGUACUGGGUUCGAGUUUCUGUGUGAACGUUCAAAAUGGGUUGUAGGUGUAUAAAGUUGACAGGUCUCAAAUACACUAAAAGUUGUAACAUAAUGCUAUCGCGAGGGGAUUCGAUCAAGAUAUUCAGAUGACAACAGAAACUGAUCAAAAUUCAGUCCUGGGUGUCAACGACAAGAAAUCAUAAACCCUCAUCAGUAAUUUCUUAGAUUUAUAUCUUCAAUAUGGAUUAGAUGCUAAUGAUAUUUGUCAUUAACGACAAAGGAACCUCUCCAACUAAAACAUUUAGCGUACAGAACUCAAUAAAACGAAAACAUCCACCUGAGGUGAACAUAUCUUCCACCAGUUCUAUAUCCUACUAUUCAUGUUCGUAAGUACAUAUAUUUUUUUGUUUGUGUAUAAUUCAAAGAAAGACUGAGAACGACUGAAUGAAAACGAGAUGUCUAACUAUGCAGUAAAAAAUUCUGUAUUAUUUCCUAUAGUUUCUAUUCUGUGAAAUAAUUUCUCCACAGUUUAAAAUACAAUUAGUCAUGAUAACGCAUCAUGUUGAAUUCAAUAAAAAAACCACAACAUUGAAUUGAUAGUAAUAUCUUGUUUGAAAUUGGAACGUUUCUCAACCAAAACACAGCUCAUUGCAUAUUUUUGAAUUUCAUGAUAGUUAUCUGCUACCUGUAAAAGUUGUUAACAAUAUUAUAUAUAGUAGACCAUCUUCAGCGAAAUAACUUUUGACAACACGAAAGUUCUACACAACUAUUUGGUUUCUCAAUCAUGACUUCCAGACCUAGAAGAAAAUGUGUUGCCAUUUUAAUCACUGGUUUGUUAACCAAUAAUUCGUACUUUCGACUUUACUCAAUUUAUAUUAUUAUUUACUAUAUGAUUAGGUAUCGGGGAAAAUCUAUUGAUUUACUGACUUAAACUCAUGCUAUUUACGCGAUCGCUAUUAUUCAUGUUAUUUCUUUAGCAACAUUAUAUGUCCCAAGACACAUUUACUGGUUAUAUGGUGCAACAUUUACACCAAGGGGGCAAUUUCAUCGAAUAAUGGCUGGUUGUGGGAUGGAAUUAUACAGUGUAGGAUUGAGUCAUCCAAUAAAUGUAGCAGGUGUAUUCAUUGGUUUCACUUUAGCCUCACCAUAUUUAAGAACAUGGCCAUAUAUUUUAUCUGGAUUAAUGAAUUCAUCAGAAAUUAAUGUAUUCAAUCCUUUAUAUUGGAUCGAUAGACCUAUAUUAGAUCAUAUUGGCUGUUUAUUAUAUAUACUACCAUCUUCAAUACGUUGGGGCAGUACAGUUAUUGUUAAUUCGUUUCAACAAUAUCCUUGGUUACUAGCAAAUCCACUGGAACCAUCAUCAUCAGCAGCAGCAUUAUCAUAAAGAAGAUACGAAUGAAUAGAUGAAUUUAAAUAUGCCUUUAGUUCAGAAAAGUACCGUUCUUGUACACAUCAAUAUAUCCUCAAAACACUUUGAAUAUCACACUUAAAUAUACAUUUUAAACAUUCUAUCUAAAUAUAUUACUACGGUAAGACUAUGAUUUAUGGACGAGCCAAUCAGGUAUAAGAUAACAGGCCUCGGAUUUUGGCGCGAAAUUCACUCAUCCAUCUGACCAAAUAGAGUCUUGGCAUUAUAGCUGAUGUCAGUUCAUGAUGAAAAACCGUAAAUGUAAUUCCUAACCCUAACGAUUAAUCCUUAUUCUUCAAACUGCUUUAUAACCUUCAUUUAUCCCUAGUAAGUAGGUAGACACUCAUAAGGUCACCUUGGCGUCGCUCAAAAAUCGUCCAUAAAUUAUAAUCUCACCAUUACUACUGCAUAAACAAGUUUCUUACCUACUUCAUUCAUUCUUUUUUUAGCAAUAAAAUUUUUUUGUAUUUAUACUUUUCAGUUGUUUUUUUUCUGAAAAUUCAAUAUUCACAUUCAUUUAUUGUUUUAAUGGUGAUAUCUAAUUGUGGAGCACUUUUCAUUUUAUUUGGUUAAUGAUUUAAUGUUAUUUAUUAGAUUUUUUUGUUUGAUUUUCAUACAGAAAUAUAUGCUCUUUUAAUUAUUUUCUUUAUUCAGAAUUCUUUUCUUUUACAUUUCUACUGUGAUAUGAAGUUGUUCUUUUUGUUUUUUUAAGCGCGAAAAGACGGGAAAACAUAAAUGAUAAAUAAAUCAUAAAUAAUUAACAAUAGUACAACAUCAAAGUCAUUAUUGUCAUCUAUAUCACGAAUAAACAAACAAUAACAGCAAUUAAUCUUCUAGUCAGUCAUUGUGAAACAAGCAUGUGAUGUAAAUGACAGUACGUGUGUUUCAUGAUGUAAUUGUUGACAUUCGUUUUUUGGGUAUUAUCAUACUUCUUGUUGUUGUUAUUAUUAUUAUUGUUAUUUGUUUUAAAACACUGUAGAGUAAUUGAGAAAGAAUGAACACCUUCAACUUUACACACACAGUACCAGAGAAUAAUUGAGAUUGCUAGUAGAAGGCAUUUGUUUUAUUAAUUGCACAAUUAUUGUUAUUACUAUCUUGUAUUAUUUGUUAGAUUCAUUUAAAAAUAUAAUUAAGUACACCUUCUUGUUUAUUUUUUUAUUCGGAUGCAAGAAAAGCAGUAUGUAUUUUCGGCUAAAAAGUUUUGUUCUUGUUUGAUUUUGAGUAUGUUUGUUGAAGUGUAGAAUACGUUUGUGGUUAUGGAUGUGUGAAGUAUUUACAAAAUCUCGUACUAAGUCAGACAGCCAGUCAUCCAUAACUAACGUAGAACCGAAUAGCUAUCCACAUCGGUUCAAGUUGCUACAUUACGUCAGCACAAUCAGAUAGUUAGGUCACCCUUAGCUCUCAAGCCUACUCCCACACGUCAGCCAAUAUAACCAACCAUAAGUCAACAGCUAUCAAUGGUCCUUGAUCAAUCAAACUCGAUCAACACUAGGGAAUAGUAUGAUGUUUAUUACUACUGAAUGAUCAAAUAGUAUUGGUUGGAAUCCCAAAUGCUAAAAUUUGACAGUCGGUUCAUGAUUGAGUCUAAUUAAAAACGUAAGGAACAAAAGUAGAUUUAAGAUAAAUUAAAUACGAAUAGCAUCUAGGCGUAGUAAACAUUAAACUUGUAAUAUGAAUGAUUCAUUUAUCCUAAUAAGUUAUCUAAAUUAACUAUCGUCCAUAUUCUUCAACUUUACACUUCUGAUGAAUGUAUCUUAUUGUGAAUAAAAAGGACCAUAUGAACAGUUGAGAUCUACAUAUAAGUGGAUAACGCAGUGGCAUUUGAAGUGAAUGGUGCUGCUUUCGAGUCAAAGAGUAAAUAUCAACUCUGAAAUUCAAGUACAUCUAGCUGACGAGUCUUAAGUAAAAAUAAACGCAUAUCUUGGAUUCCACUGCUAUCCAUUACUCAUCUCUAUAAUGCAAUAUUGAGACAAUCCUCACAGAAUGCCCAUAUGUCAAAAGAGACCGAUUUAAUCCAGUUCUAGAGCCUAAGUGGAAGAUUCAAACAAGCGAUGCAAAUCAAUUAAAUAAAUAUUUACUUACUUAAAUCAACAAAGACUGAGAAGUCGGAUGAAAACUUUUGGGGUAGACAAAUCAGUGAAUUAAUCAAUAAAAUUAUUUAUUACUAGUCUGAGCCAUAUCAAUAGGUGCAAACUUCUUGUUUGAAACCUAUCCAGUAGUCGUAAUAUAUGGCUAUAGACUUUGAAGGGAAUGUUCCAAAAGUGAUCACAACAACUCAUUGGCCUUCAUUCUCUAUCAUUCUCUAAACCUUGAAGUUAGUGUCAAUCCUAAUUUUACGUUCUUCAUUAUCGUUUAUUCUGAUCAAAUUGGAUUUUUAGAUUUUUAUUUCAUUCAAGAUUACAUUAUUCCCCUCCCCCUAUUUCCCAUUUUGUUAGUUAUUUUCUCACUUUGCUGAUGUAGCAACAGGCACCAAUAACACAUUCUUAUGGGGUCACAUAUUGACUGCAACUUAACUGAGUUUUAAUGAUCAAAGUGCUAUUUUAAUAUAAUACAUGCAUUAUAUCUAUCAGCAGAACUCGUAAUGUGUAUUUCAUCCUAUGCGCGAGUGGUCACUGGGGUUUAUCCGCAUGCGUGUUGUUGUUGGCACUGAGACUCGAACCUAGUACCUUUCGCUCCAAAUCCCAACCCCUUAUCCAUUAAGCUACUGAGUCCAGGAGAAACACCGAGUUUGAGUCCUAAUGCAUAUAUCAACACGGGUGAAGAUACAUUCGACUGGCGAAUUCCGGAUAGGAAAAAACCAGCAUUGUUGAUCCUGCUGUUAGCUAUUAUCCAUCUAUUAAAAGAAAUCUUGUGACAGAAUUGCCAUAUUGUGGCAAUCCACGCAGAAGAAAUACGUGCCAGCAAAACUGAUCGAAAUUCAACCAUGAUUGAUAAUAAUAUGGCUAAUUUUAUUUAAAAGCUAUCUAUCGUUCUAUACCUCUAUAUUACAAGACCAGCGUAAUCGUCUAAAAGACUUAGCAGUUGAUUAUGUUAAUCAGUUAAUCAGAUGAUUACUUAAGAAUAUUAGUAGUAUAGGUAUUGGCAAUGGUUCGUGAUUUCCGGUUGUUGAUAUUUAGGGGUAUAACUGAUCAACAACAGCUUUCAUCAUACUUCUAAACGACAUCAUCAGCACGAACUUCAAGUAGAAGUGAAUUGUUCGAAUUUCUCCACAUAUGACUCAUAGCUUGUCCAGUAGACCUCGAUCUUGAUUGGUUAUUGUUGACCUUUAAUCUGUCACUGUUUACUUUCUUAUUUUGAUUACAUAUCCCAUUGAUUUGAUUCUUAUAUAUUCUUAUUUCUAUAUUUGUUCAUAAUUUUACUGAUUGGUUGAUAAAUUGGAUCGAUCUCAACGUACUUGUUGAUUGCUGAUUGACCUGGGUGCAAAGCUUCUAAAAGGUUUCUGGUGCUUUUAGAAUUCUUUCUAUACAAGAUCUCAACAUUUUCCCAGUAGACUGUGUGUCCACAGUUGUCCACCUGCAUUGGUAUAAGCAAGGAUAUGUGAUGGUGUUUGACCGCUAAUUGAUGUUCAUGAAGGCGAAGAUGAAGGGGGUGUCCACUUUGUCCGAUGUAGUGUUUUUCGGAGUUGGGAGAAUUUAAUUUGCAAAUGACGUUCGGUUUUUAUUCUUUUUACAUUUCGUUCUUUUGUUUGCAUAGGAUUGAUUGAAGUGAUUUUGUUGGUUUACGUGUCACACCUAUUUCAAAUGGAUUCAACAAUCUCGUUGUAAUUUCUGAUAUACCUUUUAUAUAUGUGGUAGAAUGAUCCGUUUGUUGGUUUCUGUACCUGAUUUUGUUUCUGCAGUCUUUCUUUUGAAAGAUAGUCUUCAGGUAUUUUUCUUCACUUUUCCGCACUGCAAGUGUGUUGCAGUGUUUUGUCGCCCUUAUGAAUAAAGUUUGUAUGACGUUGAUUUUGUGAGUCCUUGGAUUGUUGCUAUUGUAAUUGAGAAUUUGAUCUGUACGGGUUGGCUUCCGAUAUACUUGAGUCUCCAGUUUUCCUGUGUCAGUCCUGGUUAUUAAUACAUCCAAGAAUGACAUUUUAUCGUUUGAUUCCUGUUCCAUUGUGAACCUUAUGUCAUCGAAGGCAUUGUUGAUCAGAAUGUAGAUGUUUUCCAGCUCGUCCUUUUUGACGAUGGCGAAUGUGUUGUCUACAUAACGAAUCCAAACUUUUGGCUUGAUCACUGGUAAGAUCGAGGUUUCCAGCCACUGAUUCUGUAAUAAGUCCUGAUAUUGGUGAUACCAUCGAUGAGACAUAAUUAUUCGUAUGAAACUUCUAACUCAAAGCUAUAUUUAGUUUCACUCUAAUUAUUUCUAUUGAAGGAAAGGCAAUGGCAGUAGUCUUGGUUGAUUCCUAUUUUGAAAGUCUAUAAUACAUCUUUAUUCUCUUAUUCAUUAACUUGCUCACUAACUUGUGGUUUAAACUGUUUUUACUAUUAAGUCCUUUACUUGAUUACGGCAGACUACGAUGUACGACUAACGGCACGUGAAUGUGUAAAACCUCGCGGUCGCAAAAUCAGAAGCCAGAAGAAACAACGGAGGUAAUUAUUGGGCAAAUGAAACAAGGAACAUUGGUGAACGAAGAUUCUAUAAUUAAAUUCAAAUCUAUUUCAACGUUUGUACACUACAUGAAUAUCAAGUGUCCAAUGCCUGGUUAUUAUGAACAUGAUUGGUCUAAAAUUUAGCUUUGAACAGAUAUACGAGAAAAGAAUCGUCAGCAUCGGGGGCUGUGGAAUCAUAUUAAGAUGUAACUUAGAUCAGUUCUUAAUCACGAAAACAAGUUACCAAAACAACUUGCUUAAAUGAGAGUAGACAUCUCACCUACCCUUAAACUGACUUGGUACUGUUUCUUUCUACGUGUAUCCAAAAGCAUCAUUCAGAAACAAGUUCGAAAAUUUAAUUUAGCACAAUUCUCAAUAAAUCCCAAUGUUUAUGAUUCUACCAUGGAAUCAAAUAUAUAAUUUUUAAACCAAAUUCAACUACUUGUUAGUAGUAUGGGAUAUUCAUGAAAAUCGUAGUAUUUACACGGUUGAAAUCACAAAUCGAUUUAAACUAGACCACUAUUGAAAGCCCGGAAACAUUAGUCGGGUGUGAGACAGUUAUUCACCUCAGGAAAUGGAUGAAGGGUCAUGCGAUAUCGUAAAUUGAUUAGAGCCACACAUUAACAUCGUUUGAUGCUGGCUCAGUGGUCCAGAGGUUAGGCGUUCGCGAGUGAGACCGAAGGUCCUGUGUUCGAGUCCCACGUGCGUAGUCAUGGAUUCAGGCUACUUGUCAGUAGCUAAUUUCUGUCACCAAAACUAAAAAAUCUGCUAAUAUUCUUACUAAAUUGAAUGUACAGAAAGUGCACUAGAAACAUAUGAUGUGCGUUUGAAAUAAUUAGUCCAAUUUCAAUAUUUAUUAAGGUAGAUAAGACGAAUUAUGAAGUUAACUUAUAUCAAAAUAGAUAUGGAUGGGAACAGUAAAACAAUUAUGAACGGAAAACUCUCUAGGCAAUUCAACAGCAUGUGAACAAUGUGUGUAUGCUCUGAAUACGUCGUUUGAAACUAUCAGGAAGAAAAUUUCAAGCGAUAAAGUAAUGUCAGUCAGACAACAAAUAUAGAUCUUUGGUGUUUAUG
Messenger RNA from Schistosoma haematobium, 23133 nucleotides. RefSeq lists its product as uncharacterized. Lineage: Eukaryota; Metazoa; Platyhelminthes; Trematoda; Strigeidida; Schistosomatidae. Bases 1 to 6366 code for a protein of 2121 amino acids. The transcript has 6 exons. The record is from RefSeq and is a predicted model, not a curated record.